AUGUCCUCUCCCUCCCCGUCUGACUACGAAGGCCCUCUCUUCCUUGGCCUUGAUCUCUCCACCCAACAACUCAAAGCCGUCCUCGUCGCUGAGGAUGCUUCUGUUGUACACGAGUCCUCUGUCCACUUCGACUCCGACCUACCUCACUAUGGCACCACAAACGGUGCCGUCCGCGGUCCCGCACCCGGCGAGGUCACCUCUCCAGUUCGCAUGUGGCUCGAGGCCAUUGACCUUGUCAUGACCCGCGUUCGUGCAGCGGGUGUCGACCUUUCCGCCAUUCGCGCUGUCUCGGGCGCCGGACAGCAACACGGAUCGGUCUACUGGUCCGAAGAGGGCGAGGGCCUUCUGACUAACCUUGACCCUGCACGGCCCCUUGGCGAAGAAGGCCACCUCGCUCCAAGGGCAUUCUCACUCUCUCGGGCUCCGAUAUGGCAGGACUCGUCCAACACUGCCGAGUGUCGUGCUUUGGAAAGACUUGCUGGCGAUGCCCAGGCUCUCGCUGACCAGACUGGCUCACGCGCAUACGAACGAUUUACGGGCCCUCAGAUCAUGCGGAUCCGCCGGGUAUACGCAGAUGCUUACGCCCGCACAUCCCGCAUUUCUUUGGUGUCUUCAUGGAUUGCAUCUAUCUUCCUCGGGGGCGUCGCGCCUAUUGAGAUCUCUGACGCCAGUGGUAUGAAUACCAUGGACGUCUUAACAUGUAAAUGGAGUGAUGCUUUGCUCGAGGCAUGCGGUGGCCCCGAGCUUCGUUCGAAACUCGGACCUGAGCCUGUACGUGGUGGAACGAACCUAGGUCCUGUUUCCUCGUGGUGGGUCAAGCGCUGGGGGUUCUCUCCAGAUUGCAUUGUUGCCCCGUUCACCGGCGACAACCCCGCCACGAUUGUCUCUUUCUCGCAACCUGGAGACGCCCUUCUCUCGUUGGGCACAUCCACUACUCUUUUGCUAUCUAUCCCGCCGUCCAGCAAUGCUCCUGCGCGUUUUACGAAUUCCCAUCUGCUUACUCACCCAACGGAUCCUCCCCAUGCCUUCAUCGCCAUGCUUUGCUACAAGAACGGUGCACUCGCCCGUGAGCACGUCCGUGAUGCGCAUUCCGACCGCUCGUGGGACACAUACAAUACGCAAGUCCGGAAUACUCCACCCGGAUGCGACGGCCGCAUGGGCUUUUACUUCCCCCUGCCUGAGAUCAUCCCCCCUGGCGUGCAGGGCGACCAUUUCUUCUCGUACUCCACCAAGGAUGGCUCGGCAUCAGAGCACCAGACGACCCAACUCGCACUGGAAGAUGUACCUCGCGACGCACACGCGCGGCUCAUUCUUGAAUCGCAAUUGCUUUCUAUCCGCUCGCGUAUCGACGCGAUCAUGCCGGCCGGUGGGCCUCCGCUCCAACGACUUAUCGUUACGGGUGGCGCCAGCGGCAACCCCGCGAUCCGUCAGGCAGCCGCAGACAUCCUUGGCCUGCGAGCCUAUGUGGCGCGGUCGGCUCAGGGCGCGGGUAUGGGCGGUGCCCUCCUGGCUCGAUGGGCGUGGUGGCGUGUCGAAGGCGGGUACACCGGUGAACAUGACGGCAGCUUCGAAGAGAUGCGCAUGGCGUACGCUGAGGAGGGAGACGUCGUAGAGGUCGCCGCGCCGAAGAAGGACGUGACUAAGAAGUAUGAGGCGCUCGUGGCUCCAUAUCGCGCUUGUGAAGCGGCGAUCGUGGCUAACUGUGCAAAGCUGGCCAAUUAAUGGCUCUCGAUUGAUGCAAUGGUCUGGUCUGCGAUGACAGACGUCGACUUUUCUUUCUUGCUUCGGCGCUUUGGCGUUCUAGGAUAUCUCAUGUACCGUUAAUGUUGGAACACCCCACUCUAGAAAUAGACAUAGAAGCGAAUCUGGCCACUCAUAGAUAACAAUCAAUAGAAUUCCCUGC
This is a messenger RNA of Coniophora puteana RWD-64-598 SS2, 1903 nucleotides long. RefSeq names its product actin-like ATPase domain-containing protein. Gene Ontology annotation, molecular function: D-xylulokinase activity. The coding region runs from base 1 to 1722 and encodes 573 amino acids. Lineage: Eukaryota; Fungi; Basidiomycota; Agaricomycetes; Boletales; Coniophoraceae. The transcript has 4 exons. Gene Ontology annotation, cellular component: cytosol. The record is from RefSeq and is a predicted model, not a curated record. Gene Ontology annotation, biological process: xylulose metabolic process; D-xylose metabolic process.